CAGAACAAAAAACAUGGCGUCGCACUCUCGGCAUUGUCAACAUUGAGUCGGAAGUCGUUCGUUUCUAAGACAAUUAUACGAGAUAAAACUUUAUUGUCAUUUCUAGGAACUAUUUAGACCCUGAUUCCUGCAUACUUCAUAUUGCACCAAACAGAUUCCAAAGAAAAAUUCCUCUAAACAAAACAAAAAUCAAAUAAUUUUGUUUUGAAGUGGGCAUCUUUAUGCUGAAAUUAUAAAUCUACACCUCAACCUUCCUUUAAAUAGGCAUAAAAGGAAGUUGAAAUUUUACAAUUCAUUGAAAUGGUGCCAAAUAGUGAAGAGAGUAAUGGAGCUACGAGCAGCACAGAGCAAACCGCUUUGAAGUCCUCUAAAACGAGCAAAGGGAAAAUUACUCCUUCAAAAAGUGUAGUUAAUUUGGAAAAAGACACUGAAGAAUAUCGCAAGCUCAGAGAUAGAAAUAAUGAAGCUGUCAAAAAGAGUCGUACAAGGACCAAAUUGAGGACCCAGGACACACUGGACAAAGUGGAGAAACUAAGGGACGAAAACACCAAGCUAGAAGACCGUAUUGAGGGAUUAAAGAAAGAGCUGGAGCUGCUCAAGGAACUUUUUGUCAGCCAUGCAGGUACCAAGAGCAUGAAGAGGCUGACUGAAGUGGAUCUUGAUGUACUUAUUGCUGAAGCUGCACCCAAUAGCAAGAAAAGUAAGAAAGCAGGUACACCCUACACUGGAAGAAGCAGAGAAGAGAUUGAAAAAGAAGUAAUUGCUCUGUUGGGGCAACAAGAUGAGGAGUGUGAUAAUGAAGAAGAGCCUCAGCCUUCCACAUCCCGUGACAUAGACCAAACUGAUAUGUCUGAACAUUCACUGAUGGAAGAUCACGUCAGCGCCAAUAACACUGUCGAUUGUGUAGAUCUAGCGAACGAACAUGAAGCACAAGAAAUCCUCACUGUUGAAUCCUCUGAAGAAAUUAAUGCCGAUGGAGAAAUCACCGAGACCUACACAAUCGUCGAUGAUGGCACUGGCGGACCUCACAUAUGGACCACAGAGGACGGUGAAUCUGUCGUCGUAACUAUUGAACAAGAUGAGCAAGGUACCUUAGUCGCGUCUACUGUUCAGCAACAGGACAUAAAUGACAUCAUUCAGGGAGAAAUUUUGAUGUUGGAAUAAAACCCAUGCCAAUACAUUGAUUUCAUACAUGUGUUUAGGUUUGUCACGCAGAAUGUGGCUAACGAUUUACAUUUUUCUCUGCAUUUUUGCAUACUCCCAAUUAUCGGUUGAUUAAUUGGUAACCAAGGCUUCUAUUUUGUAUGUGCUGGAGCAAAAAUAUCACUAACGAACCAUUUGAUCUCGGAAA
Daphnia magna is the source of this 1351-nucleotide messenger RNA. RefSeq lists its product as uncharacterized. Lineage: Eukaryota; Metazoa; Arthropoda; Branchiopoda; Diplostraca; Daphniidae. The record is from RefSeq and is a predicted model, not a curated record. Gene Ontology annotation, molecular function: DNA-binding transcription factor activity, RNA polymerase II-specific; RNA polymerase II cis-regulatory region sequence-specific DNA binding. Gene Ontology annotation, biological process: DNA-templated transcription; regulation of transcription by RNA polymerase II.